Elephantulus edwardii (Cape elephant shrew) is the source of this 1500-nucleotide messenger RNA. RefSeq names its product solute carrier family 35, member F3 (gene SLC35F3). Gene Ontology annotation, cellular component: membrane. The transcript has 8 exons. Lineage: Eukaryota; Metazoa; Chordata; Mammalia; Macroscelidea; Macroscelididae. Bases 13 to 1500 code for a protein of 495 amino acids. The record is from RefSeq and is a predicted model, not a curated record. Gene Ontology annotation, biological process: thiamine transport.
UGGCUGUUGCCUAUGGGGAUCCGGGAGUUCCCGGGCGCUGUACCCGGGGGCAAGACCAUCGCUGUCGGCAUGAGGAGGUCGCCGGACGUCAGCCCCCGGAGACUGUCCGACAUCAGCCCUCAGCUCCGGCAGCUCAAGUACUUGGUGGUGGACGAGGCCAUCAAGGAGGACCUGAAAUGGUCGCGCUCCGUGGAGGACCUGACCAGCGCGCCCGCCGGGCUCACGUCCAUCGAGGAGCGGAUCCUCCGCAUCACCGGCUACUAUGGCUACCAGCCCUGGUCCGCCAGCUACAAAAGGGAGGAGCGGCCGCGGGACGUCCUGGCCCCAGCGGCCACGACCACGGGGGAGGCCCAGGCUGGAGCCGGGCCCGAGGGCGGGCGGACUGGCCAGCUGUGUUGGCGCUGCUCCCGCGAGCAGCUCCAGAAGGCCUUCUGGGGCGUGGCGGUGGUGCUGUGCGUGUGCGCCUCCUGGGCCGGCUCCACACAGCUGGCCAAGCUCACCUUCAAGACCUUUGACGCGCCCUUCACCCUCACCUGGUUUGCCACCAACUGGAACUUUCUCUUCUUCCCACUGUACUAUGCGGGCCACGUCUGCAAGUCGGCAGAGAAGCAGUCUGUGAAGCAGAGAUUCCGGGAAUGCUGUCGGUUUUUUGGAGACAAUGGCUUGACUUUGAAGGUGUUUUUUACCAAGGCAGCACCCUUUGGUGUUCUUUGGACACUCACAAACUACCUGUACUUACACGCAAUAAAGAAAAUAAACACUACGGAUGUCUCCGUCUUGUUCUGCUGCAACAAAGCUUUUGUGUUCUUGCUCUCGUGGAUCGUGCUCAGGGACAGGUUCAUGGGAGUGAGGAUUGUGGCAGCCAUCCUCGCCAUUGCUGGUAUUGUGAUGAUGACCUAUGCAGAUGGGUUCCACAGCCACUCUGUGAUUGGCAUAGCGCUGGUGGUGGGCUCAGCCUCCAUGUCUGCCCUUUACAAGGUGUUGUUCAAACUCCUCCUUGGCAGUGCUAAGUUUGGAGAAGCGGCCUUAUUUUUGUCCAUUUUGGGUGUGUUUAACAUCCUCUUCAUCACCUGUAUUCCUGUCAUUCUCUACUUCACCAAAGUGGAAUACUGGAGCUCUUUUGAUGACAUUCCAUGGGGAACCCUUUGUGGAUUUUCAGUUCUCUUAUUGACAUUCAAUAUUGUAUUAAAUUUUGGAAUUGCUGUUACAUAUCCUACUCUGAUGUCCCUUGGGAUUGUCCUCAGUGUACCUGUGAAUGCAGUGGUCGACCACUACACGAGUAAGAUCGUUUUCAACGGAGUCCGGGUCAUCGCCAUCAUCAUCAUCGGCCUGGGCUUCCUCCUGCUGCUGCUGCCUGAGGAGUGGGACGUCUGGCUGAUCAAGCUGCUCACCCGCCUCAAAGUGAGGAAAAAGGAGGAGACGGCCGAGGGCAGCGGCGACCCGGCCUCAGGACCGCAGGGCCGGAGCCGGCGGCCAGCGCACCCGUCCUUUGCCCGCUGA